AUGUUGGCUGCAGCAUUUGUUUUAUCUGGUCUAGUUGGAUUGAGCAUUCAGCAGUCAACUCCCUUGCCAAGUGUCGUAGUUAAGAACGGCACUUACCAUGGAUUACACCAAACGACAUACAAUCAAGAUCUCUUUCUGGGUAUCCCCUAUGCCCAGCCUCCCGUUGGAAAUUUAAGGUUUCAACUCGCACAGGCGCUGAAUACCAGCUGGUCUCAGCCUCGUGACGCAAAGGUGUACUCUCCAGAGUGCUUUGGAUAUGGUAGUGACCAGGUAGGACACAACAUAAGCGAAGAUUGCUUGGCUUUGAAUAUUGUAAGACCAGCAGGCCAUGAGGGAGAACUUCUGCCGGUGGGAGUUUGGAUCCACGGUGGUGGUUUUCUUAUGGGAGGGACCUCAGAUCAGCGAUACAACCUGAGCUUCAUUGUGCAAAAGUCGGUCGAGAUGGGGAAACCCAUAAUUGGUGUUUCUAUCGCAUAUAGACUUUCUUUCUGGGGGUUUUCUGACUCCGAAGAGGUCAGAAAGGCAGGCGUAACAAAUCUCGGUCUCCAUGAUCAACGAAAAGCACUGCAAUGGAUUCAAGAGAACGUCGGUAGUUUUGGUGGUGACUCAUCCAAAGUUACAAUCUGGGGCCAGAGUGCUGGUGCUGGUUCGGUAGGCACGCAUUUGAUUGCUUACGGUGGUAGAGAUGAUGGUUUAUUUCGCGGCGCCAUCUGCCAGUCUGGUAACUCAAUUCUGCCAUUAAGUCCCAAUUACAAUGUUAGUGAUGGGCAGUUGGCUUACAAUAACAUCGCAUCCAUUGUUGGCUGUCGCAACACAUCUGACACGCUAAAGUGUCUCCGCGAAGUUGACACGAAGACCCUGAAUUCCGCUAUAAAUGCCACAUUCCGACUCUUCCCUCCAGUGCGCGACGGCACACUAAUUCAAGACUCCAUAUAUGACCAGCUUCAGAAUGGCGCAUUUAUCAAAGUGCCCUUAAUAAGUGGAACGAAUACUGAUGAAGGCACCGGGUUCGGACCUAGGGGUAUCAGCAGCGACACAGCCUUCGCCCAUUACCUUAGCAGCAAGUCAACCAAGGCCUCUCUUAACGAGUCAAUCCUUGCAGCACUUUUGGCAGUCUAUCCAAAUUUGCCAGCCGCAAGUGAUGUACUCUACAAUAUUCCACUGAACUUCACCCAGUUCAACACUACUCCUGCGGUGCCCGCGCCCUACAACACUCCGGAUACGCUCAGCAACACAACUUAUGGUAGCCAGUGGCGACGCUUGGUUGCAUUCAGUGGUGACUUUGAGUUUGCUGGCCCCCGUCGGCUUCAGUGCCAAUCUUGGUCCCGACAUAAUGUUUCAGCUUACUGCUACCGCUUCAAUGCGGUCCCAUCAGGGUACCCGCCGGAGAUAGGCAGUGCACACUUUGACGAGGUGGCAUUCGUAUUCAACAAUCUCGAUGGGCUAGGAUACGCUAUCAAUCCUUUCCAAGACCAACCCCAAUCGUAUACAGAUUUGAGCGAUUUAAUGACCAGAAUGUGGGUGAGCUUUAUUCACGACGGAAGCCCCAACCAGCACGGAGUACUAGACUACGAAGAAUGGCCUAUAUAUGAUAUCCAGCAAAAUGGGGGUGUUGGGAAGGACUAUUUUUUUACCUCCACUCCCAAGAGUUCUAUAGAGACCGACGACUGGCGAAUUGCUGGGAUAAACUACCUGAACUCGCUGUGGAAGACAGUAUAUGGGAUGUGA
Messenger RNA from Exophiala aquamarina CBS 119918, 1728 nucleotides. RefSeq lists its product as uncharacterized. The coding region runs from base 1 to 1728 and encodes 575 amino acids. NCBI's taxonomy places the organism in Eukaryota, Fungi, Ascomycota, Eurotiomycetes, Chaetothyriales, Herpotrichiellaceae. The record is from RefSeq and is a predicted model, not a curated record. The transcript is spliced from 3 exons.